Molecule: messenger RNA, 2718 nt
Organism: Mus pahari (shrew mouse)
Lineage: Eukaryota; Metazoa; Chordata; Mammalia; Rodentia; Muridae
Gene: Tdrd3
Product: tudor domain containing 3
Exons: 14
Coding region: 230-2464 (744 amino acids)
Cellular component (GO): nucleus
Molecular function (GO): protein binding
Source: RefSeq, a predicted model, not a curated record
GCUCGCAAAACGCGGCGAGCGGAACCCGCACGCGGAAGCGCCCGUCGCACUGAGCAUGCCCAGUGGCACAGUCGACCAGAGGAGUUUUUUUUUUCUUUUUCUUUUUCUUUUCUUUCUUCUUUUUCUCCCCCUCUUUCUUCUUUUUCUUUUUUCGGGGUCUCCCGCAGGAGGCCUGUCCCCCACCCUCACUUCAGACCCCUGCCGUCCCCGAGCCUGAGCAGAGCUAACCAUGGCCGAGGUGUCCGGCGCCGCGUUGUCCCAGGCGGGUUGGUAUCUUUCAGAUGAAGGCAUUGAAGCUUGUACAAGCUCUCCUGGGAAAGUCAGUAUAAAUGACAUCAUCCUGAUUGCUCUCAAUACAGAUUUGAGAACAAUUGGCAAGAAGUUCCUUCCCAGUGACAUCAACGGUGGAAAGGUAGAAAAGCUUGAAGGUCCAUGUGUUUUACAAAUUCAGAAGAUCCGCAAUGUUGCUGCGCCAAAGGAUAACGAGGAAUCGCAAGCUGCGCCCAGGGUGCUCCGUGUGCAGAUGACGGAUGGGCAUACAAGUUGUACGGCGGUAGAAUUCAGUUACAUUUCAAAAAUAAGCCUGAACACACCGCCUGGCACAAAAGUGAAGCUCUCUGGCACUGUGGACAUAAAGAACGGAUUCCUGCUCUUAAGUGACUCUAACACCACAGUUCUUGGUGGUGAAGUGGAACACCUAAUUGACAAGUGGGCUUUACAGAGAAGCUUGUUAAAACAUAAUAGAAGCAAUAUUGGAGCUGAAGGUGGCCCACCUCCUUUUCUACCUUUUGGACAGAAGUGUGCAUCUAACGUCCAAGUGGAUAGCAGAGAGCUUGAUCGAAGAAAGACAUUACAAGUUUCCCUGCCUGCCAAGUCUGCAAAUGAUAAUGAUGAAUUUGAAAAGCAAAGAACUGCUGCCAUUGCAGAGGUUGCAAAGAGCAAAGAAACCAAGACAUUUGGAGGAGGUGGAGGUGGUGCCAGAAGUAAUCUCAAUAUUGGUGCUGCCAGUCACCGAAAUAGGGAGGUUUUACAGAAGGAAAAGGCUUCCAAGUCAGAGGGCAAAAAUGAAGGUGUCUAUAGAGAACUGGUUGAUGAGAAAGCCCUGAAACACAUAACGGAAAUGGGCUUCAGUAAGGAGGCCUCGAGGCAAGCGCUGAUGGAUAAUGCCAACAACUUGGAAGCAGCACUGAAUGUCCUUCUGAACAGCAGCAAACAGAGACCCGUCGUGGGCCCUCCUCCUAGAGGAAGAGGGAAAGGCAGGGGUCGAGGACGAUCAGAAGACGAGGAAGACCUGGGAACUGCAAGACCGUCAGCACCAAGCACAUUAUUUGAUUUCUUGGAGUCUAAAAUGGGAACUCUGAAUGUGGAAGAACCUAAGUCACAGCCACAGCACCUUCAUCAAGGACAGCACAGAGUAUGGAAUACCGAGCAAAAUGGGAUGAAGGACGGCAGUCAGUCAAGACAUCUUCCUCGAAAUGAUACCAGGCAGCCAAGAAAUGAGAGGCCGCCUCGCUUUCAAAAAGACACCCCCAGUUCCAAGUCAACCGUAGAGAACAGCGUAUUAUCUAGGAAUAGAGGCUCCGAGAGACCGAGUAGCUCUUCAGGUUCUGAUGUGUGGGCAGAAGAGAGGAUCAAGUGUGAUAGGCCCUAUUCUAGGUAUGACAGAACUAAAGACGCUUCGUAUCCUCUAGGUUUUCAGCACAAUGAUGGUGCUUUUAAAAAGAGAGAUAACUCUAUGCAAAACAGGUCAGGAAGAGGCCCUUUGUAUGCAGAGUCAAAAGAAAACCCACUUCCUCCAGAAUUCGUAGAUUAUAAUAAUCAAAAACGUGGGAAAAGAGAAAACCAAACAGGUCAUCCUGAUCAUUGUUAUGACAGGAAACCACGGACAAUGAAUAGUGAAGCGUUUAGUGGUCUAAAAAUUGAAAAACAUUUUAGUGUAAAUACUGAUUACCAGAAUCCUGUCCAAAGCAAUAGUUUUGUUGGUGUUCCAAAUGGAGAGACAGCUCUGCCUCUAAAAGGAAGACGCGUAGGACCGAUUAAGCCAGCAGGACCUGUCACAGCUGUGCCCUAUGAUGAUAAAAUAUUUUAUAAUAGUGGGCCCAAAAGAAGAUCUGGGCCAAUUAAGCCUGAAAAGGUGAUAGAAUCAUCUAUUCCUGUGGAGUAUGCAAAAGUGUGGAAACCUGGAGAUGAAUGUUUUGCACUUUAUUGGGAAGACAACAAGUUUUACCGAGCAGAAGUUGAAGCCUUGCAUUCUUCGGGUAUGACGGCGGUCGUUAAGUUCACGGACUACGGAAACUAUGAAGAGGUGCUGCUAAGCAAUAUCAAGCCUGUUCAGACAGAGGCAUGGGAAGAAGAAGGCACCUAUGAUCACACCAUUGAGUUCCGCAGAGGAGGUGAUGGACAGCCACGAAGGUCUACUCGGCCAACACAGCAGUUUUACCAGCCUCCUCGGGCUCGGAACUAAUGUGAAAGGGCUUUCGUGAAGGAGGAGCCACUGACUGAAACACCCAGGGAGCCCACUGACAGAUUGCCCACUGCUUCCGAGCAAGACUCACCGGGCUGGAUAUGAUUUUUGGAGAAAGAAAGAAAAGGCAGAUUUUAGGGAAACAAUUCAACUUACACAAGGCAAGGGGGGAAAUACUGAGUUCAAUAAGCAAAUAUCGUUACAAGUGGAAAACUUUUCUUCUGCCAUCAAUAAAAGCAUUGCAUUGUUAUAUA